This is a messenger RNA of Lycium ferocissimum, 2201 nucleotides long. RefSeq lists its product as uncharacterized. The transcript has 3 exons. The record is from RefSeq and is a predicted model, not a curated record. NCBI's taxonomy places the organism in Eukaryota, Viridiplantae, Streptophyta, Magnoliopsida, Solanales, Solanaceae. The coding region runs from base 90 to 2201 and encodes 703 amino acids.
UAAUAUGUAUUUGUUUUGAUAAAUUUUAAAAGCCCCUGCUAGAUUACUCGUGGUGAACUUGAAGUUGGGUUUGCCCUAAGAUAAGUCUCAUGACUAGGUUUUCAAAUGAUCCAUCCAAAGCUUGGAUGGAUUUACCAAGGUAUAGCGAAGAGUAUAGUGGCGGUGUUCAACGUUUUUUGGACUUCGCUUAUUCUGAUGGAGAUCCUCAAGGUGAAGAAAUUCAAUGUCCAUGUGCAAAGUGUUGUAACAUCCCUUGGUGUCGAAGAGGUGUAGUAUAUAAUCAUCUAAUAUGCUACGGUUUUGUUAAAGGUUACUCAAGAUGGAUUAACCAUGGGGAAUGGGACUUUCCAAUGGAAGUUGAUGAUGAAGUUAACUUAUAUGAUGACAUCGAUGGGUUGUUGAAUGAUCAAUUUAGAGAUGUUACACAAGCUGAAGGAGUUUAUGAAGGCCAAAAUGAAGAUGCCAAAAAAUUCUAUAAGUUAGUUGAUGAGGCAAGCCAAGAAUUAUAUCCUGGUUGUAAAGGAUUCUCUAAAUUAUCAUUCACAAUUCGACUAUAUUUGUUGAAGUAUCUACAUGGAUGGAGUAAUGCAUCCUUUACUUCCCUCUUGGAGUCGUUGAAAGAGGCGAUGCCUGAGUUGAACAUUCCUUUAUCCUAUAAUAAAGCCAAGUCUAUGGUAAAGGAUCUAGGUCUUGAUUAUAAAAAAAUUGAUGCAUGUCCCAAUGACUGCAUGCUGUUUAGGAAUGAACAUAAAGGUGAUGAAAAUUGUCAUGUUUGUGGAGCUUCUCGAUAUAUUGAAUAUCCUGAAGUAGAUAGCGAGCUUCAGUCUUCCAAAAGAUCUCAUCGUGUUGCUGCUAAAACUUUGAGACACUUUUCAUUAAUUCCUAGACUCAAAAGGCUAUUUAUGUGCUCAAAGACAGCGGAUAAAUUGAGGUGGCAUGACGAGGAACGGUCCAAAGAUGGAAAGUUAAGGCACCCUGCUGAUGGCCAAGCAUGGAAAGACUUUGAUAGCCUUCAUCCAGAUUUUGCAAAAGAUUCUCGCAAUCUGAGACUUGGCUUGGCAAGUGACGGAUUCAAUCCAUUUCGGACCAUGAGCAUAUCUCAUAGCACAUGGCCAGUUGUCUUAAUGGUGUAUAAUUUUCCUCCUUGGAUGUCCAUGAAACAAGAAUAUUGCAUGCUUUCUUUGCUUAUAUCUGGUCCGCGAUCUCCUGGAAAUGACAUUGACAUUUAUUUGCAGCCAUUAAUAGAAGAGUUGAAGGUAUUGUGGGAGUUAGGGGUAGACACAUAUGAUGCUUCGAGAAAUCAAACCUUUCAAAUGCGAGCAGCUCUUAUGUGGACAAUUAAUGACUUCCCUGCAUAUGCUAUGUUAUCCGGAUGGAGUACAAAAGGAAAAUUGGCUUGUCCUUGUUGUAAUUAUGGCACUAAUUCUUGCUAUCUGAAACAUAGCCGGAAAAUGUGUUACAUGGACCAUCGUGUUUUUCUACCCAUGGAUCAUCCAUGGAGAUCUAACAAAAGGUCUUUCAAUGGAAAAACAGAAUUUAGGCCUCCUCCACAAUUGUUAAAGGAAACCGAUGUGUUUAAUAUGUUACAGAAUGUUGAAAAUGUGUUUGGGAAGAAGCAAAAGAAAUCAAAUGUCGGAACACUUUUGGAUAUAUCUGGCAAGACGAAGGAUCAUGAAAAUGCUCGUUAUGACCUCAAAGAGAUGGGCAUUAGGAAAAACCUUCAACCAAAAGAUACAAAGGAUGGCAAGAAAAUAAAGCUUGCACAAGCAUGCUACUUUAUGACUAAGGGAGAAAGAUCUACUUUUUGUGGUGUUUUAAAGAAUGCAAAGCUACCUGAUGGUAGUGCUUCCAACAUUUCCCGAUGUGUGCAACCAGCCGAAAGAAAAAUAUCUAAUUAUAAGACCCAUGAUGCCCAUUUCAUGCUACAUUACUUGUUGCCAAUACCAAUUAAAAGCAUACUUCCUGAUCAUGUUGCUAUUCCUUUGAUUCGUCUAAGCUCCUUUUUUCGUCGUUUAUGUCAAAAGGUUAUCACACCAGAGGAUCUAGAUUGUUUGGAAGCAGAGAUUAGAGAAACAGUGAGCCAAUUGGAGCGAAUUUUUCCUCCUUGUUUUUUUUUAUAUAAUGGUUCAUUUGGCUAUCCAUUUGCCAAACGAGCUAAGAUUAAGAGGUCCAGUCCAGGGCCGAUGGAUGUAUCCUCCUGA